Rhodofomes roseus is the source of this 2355-nucleotide messenger RNA. RefSeq names its product actin-like protein Arp5p. The record is from RefSeq and is a predicted model, not a curated record. Gene Ontology annotation, cellular component: cytoplasm; Ino80 complex. Gene Ontology annotation, biological process: regulation of DNA-templated transcription. Bases 131 to 2323 code for a protein of 730 amino acids. NCBI's taxonomy places the organism in Eukaryota, Fungi, Basidiomycota, Agaricomycetes, Polyporales, Fomitopsidaceae. The transcript has 12 exons.
GGACGCUCAGGCUGCUGCUCGAACAUGGCGCCGCCUUCUUCUCCGUCCAGUGCUCCCACAAUCCUCGCUGAAGCUUCCUCAAGCGAAUCUACGGCGUCACCCAGUGCUUGCUAUACCUAAUACGCUUGUCAUGACGGACACGCUUGAUAUAACGCUGAUACCACCGCCUACAUUCCCGACUCUCUCGCCACCGGCGUCAUACGACGAGCACAGAGGCAAGCAAACACCGCUCGUAAUCGACAAUGGGUCGACCACGCUUAGGUUUGGCUUCUGCACGUCGUCCACGCCGCGAUGCCAGCCCAAUGCUGUAGCGAAGUAUAAGGAGCGCAAGACGAACAAGCCACUCCUCUUAUUCGGAGACGGGAUAGACACGGAGAGCGGGGCGAAGUCACAAGCGAAGACACCAUGGGAGGGCGAUGUGCUACUGAACUUCGACGCGCUUGAGAACGCCCUAGACUAUGCUUUCGUCCACUUGGGCAUCGACGCGUCGACUGUGGAGCACCCCAUUCUUAUGAGCGAGCGACUAUGCUCGCCGUUGCACUCGCGCUCUCUGACGUCUGAACUCAUGUUCGAGCAGUAUGCAGUUCCUUCAUUGGCCUAUUGUGUCGACUCAGUGAUGUCGUUCUACCACAACAACCUCCCGUCUCCACCUGUCCCAUUCACCUCUGAUGGACUAGUCGUCUCGUUCAACUCCGCGUCGACCUCAGUCAUUCCGGUGAUAAAAGGGACGAGUUUGAUGAGCCAUGCGAAACGGAUACCAUGGGGCGCAAAUCAGGCGACCGACUACCUCUACAAGCUCAUACAGCUCAAGUACCCUACUUUCCCGUCACGUAUCCUGCCUGUACACACCAACUGGAUGCUACGGAAUUUCUGCGGAUUCGCCACGGACUAUCCUGCGCUAUUGCGCCAGAUGAAGGACCCUCUUAACCUGCGUGCAUCGGAUCGCAUUAUACAGUACCCGUACAUUCUCCCAGUGGUGGAAGAGAAGACAGAAGAGGAGCUUGCCGAGAUCGCUGAGCGUAAAAGGGAGCAAGGACGACGGUUGCAGAUGAUCGCGGCGAAGGCCCGCUUAGAGAAGCUGGGACAGAAGGAGGACGGUCUUCAGCAUAUGCUAAGCCUCAGGGAGCGACGCGCGGAAGAGAGUAAGGAGGAUUGGGCCGACAUCUUGGAGGAGGAAGGCUUCGAUGACGAUCAAGCACUCGAGAAAGCCAUCAAGAAGCUGGAAACCGAGUUGCGCAAAGCCAGGAAGACCGAGGCAGACGGGGAGGAGCUAGAAGACCAGGGCCCACCACAGUUCGACCUGCUCGAUACUCCCGAUGACGAGCUCGAUGAGGAUGGCUUGAAGCAGAAGCGCCAGCAACGGCUCAUGAAGGCCGGGUAUGAAGCGCGCGAACGGGCGAAGAAAGAGAAGGAGCGCGAGCGGGAAGAGAAGUUGGCCGAGGAGCGGCGGGAACAGGAGGAGCGCGAAGGCGACUUGGUUGGCUGGUCUAGCAAGCUCCGGAAAGAGCAAGAGACGAUCAUGAACAAGAUCAAGGAGCGCAACCGGAGAAAGCUCGCGCUGACCGACCGGAAGAGUGCUGCAUCCCAAGCGCGUAUGAAGAGCAUCGCCAACCUCGCUGCAGAUGACCGCGUCCCGAAGAAGCGCAGGAAGACCGGCGGUGAGGACAUGUUCGGAGCGGACGACGCCGACUGGGCAAUAUACCGCAAGAUUAACACCAACGCACCCUCGUCCGACGAGGAAGAGGACAUGGCGAACCUGCAGGCCGUGGAGCAGAAGCUGCUGCAACACGACCCGUCCUUCACGCACGAACACACACACGCGUCGCUCGCCGCGCAGCGCUCGGCGCUGCUUGCCGCGUUCAAGCCGCAGUAUGACGACGGUGACGUCGAGGGCAAGACGCGCGUUCAUCUCAAUAUCGAGAGGUGGCGCGUGUGCGAGGCGUGGUUCUCGCCGAGCAUGGCAGGCGUCGAUUCAGCAGGCCUGGGUGAGGUCUUGCAGAGUGUCCUAUCGCGGUUCCCGGAUAGCGAGAAGGGUCGUCUGGCCAAGAACGUGUUUGUCACGGGAGGGCCAUCUCAGUUGCCCGGACUGACUGAGAGACUGCAAGCCGCGCUGAGACCUAUCCUACCGCCAGAAAUGCCGCUGGGCAUUGUGCGCGCGGCGGACCCGAUGAUCGACGCAUGGAAGGGCAUGGCCGACUUUGCGAAGACAGACGACCUGCAGAAGGUCAGCGUGACCAAGGAGCAGUACGAGGAAUGGGGCGGCGAGCGCAUCAAGCGGUGGUGGGGAGGCAACUGGAACUAUGCCACACCCAUCUCGAAGUAGCUAAGUAGCACGGGCCUCGGGCGUCCGACGGG